Messenger RNA from Vespa crabro (European hornet), 4009 nucleotides. RefSeq names its product zinc finger protein Dzip1 (gene DZIP1). The transcript is spliced from 9 exons. Gene Ontology annotation, biological process: cilium assembly. The record is from RefSeq and is a predicted model, not a curated record. NCBI's taxonomy places the organism in Eukaryota, Metazoa, Arthropoda, Insecta, Hymenoptera, Vespidae. Gene Ontology annotation, cellular component: ciliary basal body; cytoplasm. Bases 575 to 3874 code for a protein of 1099 amino acids.
UUAGAUGAAUUGCAAAUAUGUCUAAUGCGAAAAUAUUUUCAAGAAUCGAUAAAUUUUCUAUUAAAUCGGAAAAUAAAUCCAUUUUACUUUAUUUAUUAUUUCAAAUUGACUUAAUAUUCAUCGAAUAUAAAAAUUAUAAUAUUAGUCACAAAAUAUUUUCUUUUUCUUCUUUCUUUUUUUUUUUUUUUUUUUUUAUUCUAUUAAUAUAAUGAAUCAUAUUAAAUCACUUGUAUCUUGAAACUAUUCUCAAUUGCUAGCAGAUGGCGUUUUUCUUACGAUAGCCAUCUGUCAAAAAUAACUGUUUAUCUUUUUCACUUGCGAGUACAAAGUACAAAGAAGAUGCACUAGUUUAUAAAUUCAAAAGAUCUAUUGUAUAUACAUUUAUAUAUAAAUAUAUGUAUUUAUAUAAUAUCGAAUAUAUCAAUAAUGUUAAAAUUUCGUAUUAUACAUUCUCAUAGAUUUUUAUCCAAUUUUUGAUUAUUUUCAUUGAUAAAUAUAGUGUACUUAUGUAAAAAAGUUUUUAUCAAGAUUUGGUGUAUUGUUAUUUAAUCCAAGUAUAAUUGUAAAUAAAAUAAUGGCAUUUUCAUUUCAUAUCGGCACUAAGUGGUAUCACAAUUUUCCAAAACUUGCCAAAGAAUCAGGCUUUCAUUUCAAUACACAUAAAUCUAGAAUUCAUAUAGAUUGGAAUCACAUAGAUUCUAUUGACAUAGACAGGGUGAUAAUUGAAAGAGACUUUAUAAUUGUAGAUGAAAAUAUUAAUAAUGUAAUAAAUUAUAACUUGAAAAAUGAAUACGAUUUAAAAAUAUUAGAUUCAAACUUUGUAAAAGUUUUUCGUCUUGCACAAUUAGCAGUCGAAUAUUUGCUUUAUUGUAAACAGUAUUUAGAUCAAAGUGUAAUAAUAUUAAAGGACGAAUUGAAAUUAAAAAUUGAAGACAAUCAUAAACUUAGAAAAGAAAUUACGGCAUUGGAAGAAAUAAUAAAGAAUUUAAAAGAUAAGGCUAAAGAAAGGAAUAGAAUGAUUGAAACAAAAAUUGGAGAUUCUAAUGGUGAAAUACAUAAAUGUCCACAUUGUCCAAAAUCAUUUAUUUCUAUUACAUUUGUUAAAGCUCAUAUAGCUCGCCGUCAUCCAUAUACGACUGAUUUAUCUACAGAAAUAUCACCUGUACAUGAACAUUAUAAAAUUGAAACUGAAAAAUUACAUAAUGAGAUAAAAUUGUUAAAGGAAAGACUUAAUCAAACUGAGAAAGUUAUAAAAAAUGAAUCUGAUAAAAUAUCAAAUGGUGUUAAAAUAGACAAUAAGGAUAAAGAAAAUGAAAGCGAAAAUGAUGAUAUUAGAUAUAAUGUAAAUAAAUAUGAAUUAAUUGAAAGACAACAAAUAAAAAAUAAUGAAGAAAUUAAUGAUUUGAAAAGUUUACUUUUAACUGAAAUCAAUAAUUUGAGGCAUAGAAAUGAGAGUCCUUAUAAAAUACAUGAUAAUGUACCUGAGAUUAAUGUUAAGUUAUUAAUAAGUCAACAAGAAAGAGAAAUAGAGAGAUUAAGAAAUCAACUUCUUGAAAAGCUUACUCCUGAUAUAGAAAAAAUGCAUGAUAAACUUAGAAUGCAAGAGGAUCAUUGGAAAUCCAAAAUACAGCAAAUGGAACAUCAGCAUCGUAUAGAUAUAGAAAAAAUAACUUCAGAAUUAAAAUUGACACAACAGGCAGCUGAAUUUAUAAAAACUGAAUAUGAAUUUAAAGUUAAUGCCCUAGAAAAACAAUCUAAAGAUCAAUCAAGUAUUUUAAUAGAACAAAGUAAACAGCUAAGUUCAUUGUCUCAUGGUUUACAAAAUUCACAAAUACAAACGGAUUUAAAUAAAUAUUUUAAUAAUAUAAAGACAAAAAAUAUUAUCACACCAAUGAUAAAAGAUGAUAAAACCACACAUUUUCAAAAUACGGAAAUUGCCGAAAAUGGGGAUGGAGACAAAAUUCGUAUUGAAAAUACGAAUAGUAUGUUAAAACAGAAGUCCAGAGAUGAAUCAGUAUUGUUAGUACCAAAAAUUUCACAAAAUUAUAAUGAAACUAAACAUCCUGAUAAAGUAUUAAAUAGUGUUGAUUAUAAUGCACAAGAGAAAAGAUUGAAAGAGCAAUUUAAAUCUACGGAUAAAACUUCUAAAAAAUUUGAAAGUUUUGAUGUAGUUAAGGUAUCUGAAAUAAAAAAUGAAAAUCAGAUAAAUCAUAAAUCAAAACUUGUACAAAAACAUUCCAAAAAUCCUUUCAUUAAGAUACAUUCAAAUAGAGAAAGUUUUCCAAGUAUUUUAAAUGACAAGAAUGAAUCCACAGAGUCAAAUUCAGAAAAUGUUGAUUCUAAAAUAAGUAAAAUUAAUGUAGAAAAUCAUAAAAUAUCAAAAAAUUUUCUUGAUGUUGAAGUCGGCAUAAAUUCUGUAACAUCAAGUUAUACUACAACAGAAUCAGAAACAGGAAGUGAUUCUGAAGUUGUCAGUGUUAAAAAAAACAAUGUAUUGUCAAAUAAAAAUGAAGUAAUAUCUUCUUUACUUAAAUCUACAGAGACCUCUCAAAAUAAUAGUUUCUUUCCUGAAAAAUUAAAAAAGGAUAUACUAGAAACAUUCCAGAAAAAAUUACGUGAUUUAGGAAUAGAUCCAGAAUGGAAUGAAAUACCUCAAAUAUCGUAUAAACAAAAAAUGAAGAUUAUUCGACAUCAUCAAAGUAUAUAUUCUAAGAAAUUUCUUAAAUAUAAUGAAGUAAAACAUAACAUACUUAAAGAAGUUCUUCAUAGAAUUUCUAUUAAAAAUAGUACAUCACAUCAAUCUAAAUCAGUUAAAAGAUCACCAUUAGAUAAACUUGUAACUAAUGUAAAAUCUAAAGCUAUGAAAACUUUUAGCAUACCAAAAAGCUCUUAUAUAUCACCAAAAAAAUUCAAAACGAAUUUAGAAGAUGAAGAAUUAAAAAGUUUAAAUGCACAUGAUACAUAUAAAAUUCCAAGAAAGCCUUCAAUUGUACCAAAAGAAAAUGAGUACAUAUCAAAAAAUGUUGAUGAAAAAGAAAACAAUGAAAUUAAUGAAAAUGAUACGUUUCCAAAGUUUCUAAAUUCACAGAAACGUUCAAAUUCUAUGUUAGAUUUGCAUACAAAUGACAAAAAUCAAACACAAGAAACUUCUUCAAACAUAAUACAAUUUAUGAAUGGGGAACUUCGGAAGACAUCUACUCCAAAGCAAAAUGACUCAAUUAGUUUGUUGAAACGACAAGAAGUAACACAAAGUUUUAUUAUUUCACCAAAACAUAAUAAAGGUUCUUUAAAAUCUACAACAUUUACAGUAGGUAAUUCAAUAAAAAAGAAAGUACUUUUUAAUCUAAAGGAUAAGAAAGACAAUGAAUUAUCGUCUUCAUCUCAACAGACAGAACUAAAUGAUAGUGAUUGGAAUAUUUCAAGUAUUUCUGAUGAAAAAACACAGCUUCAAAAACGGAAGUCUCCUAGUUCUGAUAAUAUUGUAUUAAAGACUACACAAGCUGAAAAAAUAGCAGAAAUUUCAAAAAAAAUAGAAAAGCAGCUACUUAUAUCUCGAAAAAAACCUAUAGGAUCUAUUGAAGCAAUGUUUCCUUCGGCUUCUAUUUUUGAAAAUAAUAAAAAGGACGAGACUCAAGAUAAUAAAAGUGCACAAUAUCCUUAUUUAAGUUCGAUUAGUAUUAGUACUUCAAGUUUAGAAAAUUUGAGUCCAAAAUUGGCAGUAAAUUCUAAAGUUAAUGGUAUAAAAUUUCCAUUGCCAACACCGAGAAAUUUACAAAAGAAAGAAUUUAAUUCUAUUGAAUCACAAAAGACAUUACCCAUUACUAAUGAUACUAACCUAGAAGCGGAUAUAGAUGAUAUUUUACAAACGGAAUGAAAACAUUAUUGUAUGAUACAUUCAGUUAGUUAAUAUUAUAGCCUGUAUUAUUUUGAUUUAUUAUUUAUUAAUGACUCAUAAAAUAUUAAUUAUUAUUUCUAUAUUCAACAAAUCAAAACAAUUGUAAAUGUUAUA